Molecule: messenger RNA, 1904 nt
Organism: Stegostoma tigrinum
Lineage: Eukaryota; Metazoa; Chordata; Chondrichthyes; Orectolobiformes; Stegostomatidae
Gene: kifbp
Product: kinesin family binding protein
Exons: 7
Coding region: 24-1826 (600 amino acids)
Source: RefSeq, a predicted model, not a curated record
GCUGCCCUGUAAUUACGGGUAAAAUGGCGGCGCAGGAAGGCGGCCUUGACAGGGCUCUGAGCGUGAGAUACUCCCGGGCAUUGAGGCUGUCGGAGGUAGAGUCGAAGCGGGACCCUGAGUCGGAGCCUUAUCGCUCCAAGUACAAGGCUCGGGAACUGCUGAAGGAGCUGAAAGCAUCGUUGGGGCCGCGGGACGAUGAGCCGCUCCAGGCUGGAGACUGGCUGCAGAAAGCGGCGGUGCUCGAGCUGCAGCUCGGCCUCAACCACACGGAGACAGAGGAGCUGUCCGCCGGUGAGGAGCACCUGGCCAAGUGCAUCCAGAUCCUGGAACCCUUCAGGCUUAGCCCCGGGGGCGUGUCCGUCUUCCUCCAGGCCGAGAAUCAGUUGGGCAUCCUAUGGGCAGGAUUGGAAGAAAUGGAAAAGGCACAAACCUAUCUCGAAGAUGCGGAAUCUCUUUACAAGCAGUACACCAAGGAGGUUGGAAUUCCACCAUUGGACACCCAUGAACAUUUCUUGGGAGAAGACGAGAGGCUGACUGAGCAGGAGAGACAUAAAAGGUUUGAGAAGGUUUACACUCAUACCUUAUAUUACUUGGCACAAGUCUACAAACACCUGGAUAUGAAUGAGAAGGCUGCCUGGUACUGCCAUACAACCCUGCAACGUCAGCUGCAGUUCACUCAUUACAAUCCUGUGGAGUGGGCUAUCAAUGCUGCUACUUUGUCCCAGUAUUAUAUUACAAAGCAGCUUUACAUGGAAGGUCGUUUGUGCCUCGCUGCUGCAAGCGUAAUCUUCAAUCAGACCGGCGGAACAUCCUCAGAAUCUCCUGCAGAGGAAAGUGAAGAGGAGAGAGACCAUCGUGAUCAGCUGCAACAGAAGAAGGCAGAAAUAGCUCGGUGUUGGAUAAAGUACUGUCUCAAUUUGCUGCAGGACUCGCGCAAGUUGCUUGAGGAUGAUGUUGGCGAAAUGGAUGAUGAUCGUCAGGAAGAGCUGAAAAUCCGAUUGAAGAAAGAAGAGGAGGAGAAGGAGCAGGGGAGGAAGAGUGCUGUGAUGUUUGGAUCUAGUGAAACAUUUGAUCUGAUCCAGUCUGUUGAGGAGAAGGUGAGCUGCAUUUACCCUGUGGACUUCAGCAAUGCUCGAGACGUGUUCUUGGUUGGACAAAACUACGUGCAGGAGGCCAAAGAAUUCUUUCAGCUCGAUGACCAUGUGACAGACCAUAUUGAGGUAGUUCAGGAUCACAGUGCGUUAUUCAAGGUCUUGGCAUUUUUUGAAGAGGACCAAGAGAGGCGUUGUAAGAUGCACAAACGGCGCAUUGAUAUGCUGGAAGCAGUCUACACAGAGUUAAACCCACAGUAUUACCUCUUAGUUUGCCGGCAGCUUCAAUUUGAGAUAGCUGACACUUACUAUGAAAUGAUGGAGCUAAAAGUCUCUAUUGCCAAUCGGCUGGAUGAAUUAGAUAGUCACAACAUCAAGAAAAUAAACCACCUAGCACAGUCAGCCAUUACCUACUACACCCUCUUCCUAGACUCUCUGAAGAAUUCGGAGAAGAAAUUUCCAGAGAAACUGGAAUCCGAUAUCUUGCGACCAGCGCUAGUUUGCAAGUUUCGCAUUGGUUGGUUGUACAGUAAGAUGAUCACUUCAGACCCGAAGCUGCAGCUCACCAACCUGCAGCAGUCAGUGGAGUGUUACCGCUUUGUGGUGGAUUACUGUGAGACGCAUCCUGAGGCCACCAAGGUAAUGGAGCCUGAGCUGGAGCUCUGUGUUGAAAUGGCCACCCUUUUGCCGGCAAGGAUGGAGAAACUAAAGGCCAAAAUAGUAGCUUUUAACUGACCUGCUGUAGAGACCUGCUUCACUUCUCUAUCCCAGCGCCUGUACUUCCCUGUGUAAUAAACAUACCCAGCAUGUUCA